This is a messenger RNA of Phacochoerus africanus (Common warthog), 1180 nucleotides long. It is a transcript of the gene PDCL2, whose product is annotated as phosducin like 2. Gene Ontology annotation, biological process: protein folding. The coding region runs from base 158 to 883 and encodes 241 amino acids. NCBI's taxonomy places the organism in Eukaryota, Metazoa, Chordata, Mammalia, Artiodactyla, Suidae. The transcript is spliced from 6 exons. Gene Ontology annotation, cellular component: cytoplasm. The record is from RefSeq and is a predicted model, not a curated record.
CAGGGAGUCCAGUCUCUUGUUCUCCGCUCUUCCUCUCCGCGGGCGGUGGGAGACGCAGGGGCGCGGCGGGCUUCCUGCUGCUUCUGAGGACCUUGGAGCCAGGAGUCCCCGCCAGGGGCUGCACAACGGCGGCGAUUGCGCGGCGAGGAGGAACGCCAUGCAGGAUCCAAAUGAAGAUACAGAAUGGAAUGAAAUUUUAAGAGAUUUUGGCAUUCUUCCUCCAAAAGAAGAGCCCAAAGAUGAAGUCGAAGAAAUGGUUUUACGUUUACAGAAGGAAGCAAUGGUUAAACCAUAUGAAAAAAUGACUCUUGAACAGUUGAAGGAAGUUGAAGAUGAAUUUGAUGAUGAAGAUAUGAGAGCUAUUGAAAUAUAUAGAGAAAAGCGAUUACAGGAAUGGAAAGCUCUUAAGAAAAAACAAAAAUUUGGGGAAUUAAGAGAAAUUUCUGGAACUCAGUAUGUGGAUGAAGUCACAAAUGCAGAAAAAGAUGUGUGGGUUAUAAUCCAUCUGUACAGGUCAAGCAUCCCAAUGUGCUUGUUGGUUAACCAGCAUCUUAGUCUCCUAGCAAGAAAGUUUCCUGAAACUAAAUUUGUUAAAGCCAUCGUGAAUAGCUGUAUUCAACACUACCGUGACAAUUGUUUACCAACAAUUUUUGUUUAUAAGAAUGGUCAGAUAGAAGGCAAAUUCAUUGGAAUUAUAGACUGUGGAGGGCUAAAUCUCAAGCUAGAAGAGCUUGAAUGGAAGCUAGCAGAAGUUGGAGCAGUACAGACUGAUUUGGAAGAAAAUCCCAAAAAAGGCAUUAUAGAUGUGAUGGUAUCUUCAGUUAGAAACACUUCUAUUUGUGAUGACACUAACAGUUUCAACAGUGAUAAUGAUGACGCUUAAUAAAUAGCUUUAAAGUAUAUAUGAAAAGUUUUGUUUGCCACUGCCUCUAUAGUCAGAGAUCAGAAAACUUAUAAAUUGGUUUAUUUUCACUUUUAUAUUAAAACUUAUAUGUCAUUACAAAAACUUCCAGGUAUUUCAGAAUAUUCGCUGCCUCCAACAAAACCAGAAUUUGUACUGAACCUUUAAUAUUUUUCUCUGGUUUAUCCUUUUUCUGAUCCUACUUGGACAAAAACAAAAAUGUUACAAGUCCUCUAUGUUGCCUACUCACUUUCAAAGAAGCCUAUGAAUGAAAAUAAU